Molecule: messenger RNA, 4355 nt
Organism: Orcinus orca (killer whale)
Lineage: Eukaryota; Metazoa; Chordata; Mammalia; Artiodactyla; Delphinidae
Gene: IPO11
Product: importin 11
Exons: 30
Coding region: 182-3013 (943 amino acids)
Biological process (GO): protein import into nucleus
Cellular component (GO): cytosol; nuclear envelope
Molecular function (GO): small GTPase binding
Source: RefSeq, a predicted model, not a curated record
GCGCCCGCGUCGUUUGGAGCCGCGACGCGGAACAUGGCGCGUUACUAGAAGCGGCUUUCGGCAUCAGUAGGCGGCGGCGUGUGGACUGGAAGCGUGGGGCGCAGGACGAGCUGACGCCGCUUCGUGUUGGAGCGUGGAAGUGGGAGAGCCGGGCCAUUCCGGACCGAACCAAACGGUUUCCAUGGAUCUCAAUAGUGCCAGUACUGUCGUUCUUCAGGUCUUAACACAGGCCACCAGUCAGGAUACUGCUGUGUUAAAACCAGCUGAGGAGCAGUUGAAACAGUGGGAGACGCAGCCAGGUUUCUAUUCAGUGUUGCUGAAUAUUUUCACAAACCACACUCUGGAUAUAAAUGUAAGGUGGCUUGCUGUGCUGUAUUUUAAAAAUGGAAUUGAUCGCUACUGGAGACGUGUAGCACCUCAUGCUCUCUCAGAGGAAGAGAAAUCUACAUUGCGUGCAGGGCUAAUCACCAACUUCAAUGAACCAAUAAACCAGAUUGCAACUCAAAUUGCCGUGCUGAUUGCAAAAGUUGCUCGAUUGGACUGUCCUAGACAGUGGCCUGAACUGAUUCCCACUCUUAUAGAAUCUGUCAAAGUACAAGAUGAUCUUCGACAGCACAGAGCGUUGCUUACCUUUUAUCAUGUUACCAAGACCCUGGCGUCUAAACGACUGGCUGCUGAUAGAAAACUGUUUUAUGAUUUAGCUUCUGGAAUUUAUAGUUUUGCCUGCUCUCUGUGGAAUCACCACACAGACACAUUCCUUCAACAAGUUUCUUCUGGCAAUGAAGCUGCAGUUCUAAGUUCACUAGAACGAACUCUACUGUCAUUGAAAGUGCUGCGUAAGUUAACUGUUAAUGGAUUCGUGGAACCUCAUAAGAAUAUGGAGGUGAUGGGUUUUUUACAUGGAAUAUUUGAACGUCUAAAACAAUUUCUGGAGUGCAGUAGAAGUAUAGGUACAGAUAAUAUAUGUAGAGAUAGACUGGAAAAGACCAUCAUUCUUUUUACUAAAGUGCUUUUGGACUUCUUGGAUCAGCAUCCCUUUUCAUUUACUCCUCUAAUUCAGAGAUCACUGGAAUUUUCUGUAAGCUAUGUGUUUACAGAAGUUGGUGAAGGAGUUACAUUUGAACGAUUCAUUGUCCAGUGCAUGAAUCUUAUUAAGAUGAUUGUCAAAAAUUAUGCUUAUAAGCCAUCCAAAAACUUUGAAGAUAGCAGCCCUGAAACUCUUGAAGCUCAUAAGAUUAAGAUGGCAUUCUUCACAUAUCCCACUUUGACAGAGAUAUGUAGAAGAUUAGUCUCUCAUUAUUUUCUGUUAACUGAAGAAGAACUGACAAUGUGGGAAGAAGACCCAGAAGGCUUUACAGUGGAAGAAACAGGAGGAGAUUCUUGGAAAUACAGUUUGAGGCCAUGCACUGAAGUAUUAUUUAUAGAUAUAUUCCAUGAAUAUAACCAGACUCUUACUCCUGUACUUUUAGAAAUGAUGCAAACACUUCAAGGGCCCACUAACGUGGAAGAUAUGAAUGCACUGUUAAUCAAAGAUGCUGUGUAUAAUGCUGUUGGAUUAGCGGCUUAUGAGCUGUUUGACAGUGUUGAUUUUGAUCAGUGGUUUAAAAACCAGCUUCUUCCAGAAUUACAAGUCAUUCACAAUAGGUAUAAGCCAUUGCGACGCAGGGUGAUUUGGCUCAUUGGUCAGUGGAUUUCUGUGAAAUUCAAGUCUGACUUAAGACCCAUGUUAUAUGAGGCAAUUUGUAACUUGCUUCAGGAUCAAGACUUAGUGGUCCGUAUUGAAACAGCUACCACUCUGAAGUUAACUGUUGAUGAUUUUGAGUUUAGAACAGAUCAGUUUCUACCGUAUUUGGAAACCAUGUUCACACUACUUUUUCAGUUACUGCAGCAAGUUACAGAAUGUGACACAAAGAUGCAUGUUUUACAUGUCCUUUCUUGUGUGAUUGAAAGAGUAAACAUGCAGAUACGACCAUACGUAGGGUGUUUGGUACAGUAUUUGCCUCUUCUUUGGAAGCAGAGUGAAGAACACAAUAUGUUGAGAUGUGCUAUUUUGACAACACUUAUUCAUCUUGUUCAGGGAUUAGGAGCAGACAGCAAGAACCUGUACCCUUUCCUGCUCCCAGUUAUUCAACUGAGUACAGAUGUUUCCCAGCCUCCACAUGUUUAUCUUCUGGAAGAUGGUUUAGAAUUAUGGUUAGUGACUUUGGAAAACAGCCCAUGUAUUACACCAGAGUUACUUCGUAUAUUUCAGAAUAUGUCACCACUUCUAGAACUAAGUUCAGAAAGUCUCAGAACCUGCUUUAAGAUCAUCAAUGGUUAUAUCUUUUUAUCAUCAACAGAAUUUUUACAGACAUACGCAGUAGGUCUAUGUCAGUCCUUUUGUGAACUGCUAAAUGAAAUUACUACAGAAGGCCAAGUUCAAGUGCUAAAGGUUGUGGAAAAUGCCCUUAAAGUGAACCCAGUAUUAAGCCCGCAAAUGUUUCAACCAAUUCUACCCUGUGUUUUCAGAGGUAUUAUAGAAGGGGAGAGGUAUCCUGUAGUGAUGUCAACGUAUCUCGGCGUUAUGGGUCGAGUCCUGCUACAAAACACUAGUUUCUUUUCCUCACUACUUAAUGAGAUGGCACAUAAAUUUAAUCAGGAGAUGGACCAGCUUUUGGGAAAUAUGAUUGAAAUGUGGGUUGAUCGCAUGGACAAUAUUACCCAGCCUGAAAGAAGAAAACUUUCGGCUUUGGCUUUGCUUUCUCUUCUGCCAUCUGAUAAUAGUGUUAUCCAAGAUAAAUUCUGUGGGAUUAUAAACAUCUCAGUGGAGGGCCUACAUGAUGUCAUGACAGAAGAUCCUGAAACGGGAACUUAUAAAGACUGUAUGUUAAUGUCUCAUCUUGAAGAACCGAAAGUAACAGAAGAUGAAGAGCCACCCACAGAACAGGAUAAGAGGAAAAAGAUGGGCUCCUCAAGAACAGCAAACCCGGGGCAGGCUCUGUGCUGGAGAGACAAACAGCAAGUUGGAGGGUGACCAAGUGGAAGGACAGCACGAGUGCCCUGUGCCAGCUGGGUGUCCCCUGACCUCACUUUUGCAAGCUUGGGAGGAAAGUCGCCUGUCCUUCAAGGAGGAGAAGACACCACUCUUGCUUACCAGUUAAGUAAUAAAAUGGAAAAUCAAGUAGUUUGGGUAAAUACUGACUUGGUAGGAUUGACUCUCCAUCUGUUUUAUUUCCUUCUGAUGAUCCAUCAAGAUUCCUAAAUGCAGUUUGGAUUUUGAAAACAUCUGGAAUCAGCCAAGCACAGUUUGGAAGCUGUUGAGUGCUGACAUUAUAAUCUGUAUCUCUUGCUGCUCAGCUGUGCCUGCCUACUGUGCCCCGACCUACGAAGAUGAAGCCAGCAGUGUGCUCCUUCAGACAGCAUCCUGCCUCAGGGGGAUUGAGGGUCCUUAUGAGUAUUGUGUGUGUGUGUGUGUGUGUGUGCACUUUAUCUUUGCUCCUGGUUAUAAAUGUAAUAAUGUUCACUAUUGAAACAUUGGAAAAUAAAGAAAAAGGUAAAGAAGCAGCAACUCAUAAUCCAUUCACCCAGAAAUAACCACUCUUAAUGUUGUGAUGUGUAUGUGUGAAGGAUUUUGUGUACAUACACACACACCCCUUUUACUCUAUGUGGUUUUAGAAAAACAAAACCAGGAUCCUUUGUGUAUGCAUUUAGAAUACUGGCAUUUUUUGAUAGCAUUAUAUCCUAUUUUUUCUAUCUUUAUACAUUUUUUAUAAAUAUAAUAUUUGAAAACUGCCUUAAUAUUCGGUGGAUGGGUAUUCUGUCAGUUCAGAUCCUCCAAGAAGCAGAUGCCAGGAGAGGGUUAACUGUACGAGGAACAUGUCGGGAGAAAUCUCUGUGAAGGACAAAGGAGAGGGAACAGGCAAGGCAGGGGGAUGGUGCAAGUGUGACACCUGUGAGAGGAGAUCAAGAGGAAGGGUUUGCCAGGGAGAGCAUCACAGCCCUGAGAAGGGCUUGCCUAGGCUGAUGGGGAGUCAGCCCUUGGGCAGAGGUUGCCCACCGCACAGUUCUCACGUUGGACAAGAACGGCCUGGCUCCGGUGCCCCUCCCAUGCUUAGUCAAUGGUGGGGGAGGGCAGCAGGGAGGAAGCGUGACCGCAACAUGAACACUGAUGUGGAUCCAAAGGGAUGGCAGCCGGAGGCUUCUCGUCACCUCUCCCCCGUGGAAUAGUCUGUUGAAGGAGAUCUGAAUGGCACCGCUUCCUGGUCACCACAGAGUCCCCUAAGUUCUUUAAUUAAUCCUUUAUUGUUAGCUAUUUUGACCAUCCUCAUUUUUUUGCCAUUAUACAUUAAGAAGCAAUAAAUACUCUUUGACAUAAA